GCUGGGGCGCAAGCAAAAGAGCUCCUAUUCUCCCAUUCUGUGUCCUCCUUUCUGCGGGUAUUGAUUCGGUUUGCCUGCCUUUAUUUUUGUUUACUCGUUGCAAAAUUCGUUGUUUUUGCAGCUUCUUUCCUUUGAACACAUAAUUUCAGCCAGCAAAAUUCGCAUUUAAUAACCAUGUCGGAACCCGCGGAACUGCGAAAGGUUUUGGUGCUUUAUACCGGAGGAACAAUUGGCAUGAAACGCAACCACCAAGGAGUUUUGGUUCCAGCUCCUGAUGUGCUAACUGGAAAGAUAAAAACGUGCCCAGAAUUACAUGAUCUUGAUCUAGCCCGAAUAUAUUCGGUAAGAAACCACGAGCUCAUCACAAGAGUUUCAUCAUCCAAUAAAGCUAUUGUGUACCAAAUCAGAGAAUAUCAUCCUUUGUUGGACUCUUGCAAUAUGACCCCAAAGGAAUGGGUGAUAAUAGCAAAAAACAUUGAGGAAAACUACAAUGAUUUCGAUGGUUUUGUCAUUUUAAGCGGCACUGAUACCAUGGCCUUCACCGCCUCAGCCUUGUCGUUUAUGUUUAAGAACUUGCAAAAACCCAUUAUAAUCACUGGUGCUCAGAUACCGAUUUUCGACAAUCCGAGCGACGCAAAAAAUCACAUCCUAUCAGCGCUGGUGUUUGCAAGCUGUUCGGACAUUCCAGAGGUUUGUGUGUACUUUUCCAACAAGCUUUUCCGGGGAAAUCGAGUUAAGAAAAUGAGUUGUUCACAGUUGGACUGUUUCGAUAGUCCCAACUAUCCAGUUUUAGCAGAGAUUGGAUUUAAUUGCCGAAUUUAUAGGCACAAUACGUUGCCCAGAAGCGAAAGAGGGCACUUGAUGGUAUGCACAAAUCUGUGCGAACGGGUGGGCAUUCUUUAUAUAUUUCCCACCUUAACCAGGACCCAACUGCUCUCUUUCCUGGAACCAACCUUGGAAGGUGUGGUGCUGAUCACUUAUGGUGCGGGAAACAUCCCUUCGCAUAGACAAGAUCUAUUAGAUGUACUAAGAAAUGCUGUUGGAAGAGGAGUUACAGUGGUCAGUGUCACUCAAUGCAUUAAGGGAUCGGUUGGCCUUUACUACGAAACUGGAAAGUGUUUGGAGGAAAUUGGAGUGAUUUCCUGCUACGACAUGACCGUAGAAGCUGCCUACGCUAAGCUGGUGGUAGUUUGUGGGAUGGUCAGUCAAUCUGAGGAACGAGCAGAGUUAAUGAAGCAAGUUUUCAGAGGAGAAAUGACUAUUCAGCACUAAAACCAAAUAAGCGCUACUUUCCAAUUUUUGGAGCCAAUAUGAGUACUACGUUUAUAUUUAUAGGGCAGAUUAAGUUUGCUCAACACUCAUUUAAUUAAAGUGUUAAAUUCAUUAUGAUCUAAUUGUGAAAUUAUCUUAAUGUUAUGUGAUGAGAAAUUGGUACUAAAUUGUAUUUUUUUCACAUUUGUGAUAUAGAUGACUAGGUGUUUAGGUGUCGGUUCAACACCACUCUGGGCAUAGGAAAGUUAAUAAAUAUUUCUUUUUAUAAUUGUGACCAGAUUUAGUCCAAAAGCUACUUUAUGUACCUGUUAGUUCUCUUGGUAAGUGUAUACUUUUCCACUACAAUAAAUAAAAUUGCCCUCUA
This is a messenger RNA of Dendroctonus ponderosae (mountain pine beetle), 1636 nucleotides long. RefSeq names its product 60 kDa lysophospholipase. Bases 175 to 1272 code for a protein of 365 amino acids. The record is from RefSeq and is a predicted model, not a curated record. Lineage: Eukaryota; Metazoa; Arthropoda; Insecta; Coleoptera; Curculionidae. Gene Ontology annotation, biological process: amino acid metabolic process. The transcript has 10 exons. Gene Ontology annotation, molecular function: asparaginase activity.